Molecule: messenger RNA, 662 nt
Organism: Rhinopithecus roxellana (golden snub-nosed monkey)
Lineage: Eukaryota; Metazoa; Chordata; Mammalia; Primates; Cercopithecidae
Exons: 8
Coding region: 1-606 (201 amino acids)
Source: RefSeq, a predicted model, not a curated record
AUGGAAGAUCCUGCUGUGAAAGGAGCAGUACAAAGAAAGAAUGUUCAGACAUUGAGAGCAGACCCUCUGGAUCUUCUGCAGUUCUGCGUCACAGAUUCAGUACCCAGAACUUGUGUAGAUGUGGCCUAUGGAGCUCAGGACCCUCUGGCCCUUCCAGCUCCCAAAGCCGAACAACUUCAUGGUGACCAACUGAGCCUGGCAAAGCCAUUGGGCGCGUGUCUGCACAGCUCCCGGAAGUCGCUCGCAGGCUGUGUGUGCUGGCAGGUGGAGUGCUGCCUGGAGCGCAAGAGCAGACACGUGGAUGCGGUGGACAAGCAGCACAGCAGCGUGUCCCCGAGAAAGUGUCAGAGCCUUUACCUGGACCUUCCCAUGAAAAAAGGAAACAGUAUAGUCAAUGGGAAAGGAGAAGGGCCUCCUGACAAACAUUCUUCCUUGAAGCCUAGCACUGAAAUUGAAGAUCCUGCCAUGAAAGGAGCAGUACAAAGAAAGAAUGUUCAGACAUUGAGAGCAGAACAAGACAUACUAGUGGCUUCAGAGGAAGAUCAAGAAAGCCUUGAAAGAAGUGAAAAGAAGCAACCACAGCUAAGUUUAAAACAUGCACUCUGACAGAAAAGACAUCUGAGAAACAAAACAAGAAAAUUGGUUUUCACCUUUUGCACCUG